AUGAUGUCCCGCAAGCUACUUAACGAGAGCCGCGACGGUUACCUCGACAAUGAAAACUCGCCAUUUCUCAUCAGUAACUAUGGUUACGGCAAGGAUAGCGUCAAGGUGAUGCACGUGGUGCGCAAUGGAUUGGUACACUCGAUAAAGGAGUUUGAAGUUGGGACAAAGCUGAAGCUCCACAGCCAGAAGGAUUAUCUGGAGGGUGAUAACAGUGACAUCGUGGCGACGGAUUCUCAGAAAAACACCGUCUACUUGCUAGCGCGCAAACACGGCCUACGAUCGCCGGAAGAGUUCGGUAUACUGCUGUGUCACCACUUCCUGAGCAAGUACGCGCACGUCGAGGAGGUGUCAAUACACAUCGAGGAGUAUCCGUGGUCCCGGAUGGGCUUCGGUACGGGGCCGUACAAGGAUCUGCACAAUCACGCCUUCGUCUUUACCCCGACCGCCUUGCGCCACACGGACGUUACGCAGACGAGAAGCGAAUCCAAGCCGACCGUCGUCAGUGGGCUGACCGAUCUACGCGUCCUAAAGACAACCCAGUCAGCUUUCGUGAACUUUGUCGAUGACGAGUACCGGUCCCUUCCCGAUCAGCACGAUCGCAUCUUCAGCACGGUGGUUCGCUCGUCGUGGCAGUACUCGACGGUGACCGGGGUCGACUUCGACUACUGCUGGAACAAGGUGAAGCAGUGCAUCCUGAACAACUUCGCCGGCGAAACGGAGAAGGGCAUCUUCUCGCCGAGCGUGCAGCAUACGCUCUAUCUGGCCGAGAAGCAGGUGCUGGAGUCGAUACCGGAGAUUUCGUCGAUCGACAUGACGAUGCCGAACAAACACUACUUCACGUUCGACUUUAGCAAAUUCCCGAAAGUGGUGAAGGACGCCGAGCUGAAGGAGGAAUCGGUAUACGUGCCGGUGGACAAACCGGCUGGAAUCAUCUACGCCCAGCUCGACCGGAAGUCGGACCAGUUCGUGAAAAGCAAACUAUAACGUGGUACGCACAGCGAGGGGUGGAACUUGCCGUGCGCCGAGAUGUUUGAAGGGAUUUUAGGCAAAACUUGCUCAAGAGACUAUGGUAGCUUACUCCACUGGUAUGACUUAUCCGACCGUUCGGCAUUAUUUGAGACUGUUGAAACUUAAUACGUCAGUUGAUUUUACUUAUUAUUGAUCUAUCGCCACUUACUCUAGGGGAAAACAGCAAAGUUCCAUUAUGUAGCUUGUAUGCUGUUAGUAAAUGAGGCAUUUAUGAGGCGUGAUUACUUUUAAAUA
Anopheles coustani is the source of this 1263-nucleotide messenger RNA. RefSeq names its product uricase (gene Uro). Gene Ontology annotation, molecular function: urate oxidase activity. The coding region runs from base 1 to 984 and encodes 327 amino acids. Gene Ontology annotation, cellular component: peroxisome. Gene Ontology annotation, biological process: purine nucleobase catabolic process; urate catabolic process. NCBI's taxonomy places the organism in Eukaryota, Metazoa, Arthropoda, Insecta, Diptera, Culicidae. The transcript has 3 exons. The record is from RefSeq and is a predicted model, not a curated record.